Molecule: messenger RNA, 2109 nt
Organism: Clonostachys rhizophaga
Lineage: Eukaryota; Fungi; Ascomycota; Sordariomycetes; Hypocreales; Bionectriaceae
Source: the annotation of a GenBank genome assembly
AUGACCCAAGAGGAUGAACACAUCCAGGACGAGGUCCUGAGACACAGCCUAGAGGACCCGGAAGACUUCUGGGCACACCAAGCAGAGCAUCUGUACUGGCACAAACACCCGUCGACAGUCCUUCGCCGGAGCCAACGGAAGUUGGCGAGCGGUGUCACUCACGACAACUGGGAGUGGUUCCCCGAUGGCGAGAUCUCUACAUGCUUCAACUGCAUUGACCGCCAUGUUCUCGAUGGCCAUGGCCACGAGGUAGCCAUCUACUAUGACAGUCCCGUUACCAAUACCAAAGACCAGUACACCUACCAGGAGCUCCUCGAUGAGGUCAGAGUAUUAGCUGGUGCCCUACGAGAAGGGGGUGUCAAGAAGGGCGAUGUGGUCAUGUUAUAUAUGCCCAUGAUUCCUUCGGCCAUCAUCGGAACACUUGCCAUCAACCGCAUUGGCGCCAUCCACUCCAUAGUUUUUGGCGGCUUUGCCCCCAAUGCCCUCGCUCAGCGUAUAGACGCUUGCCGGCCCGUCGCUUUACUUACAGCUUCCUGUGGCAUCGAGGGCAACAAGCCCCCUAUUUCCUACCAACCUUUGGUUGAGGAGGCACUCAGCAUCUCCGUACACAAGCCCAGAAGAACCAUCAUCUGGCAGCGUGACCAGCUACGAUGGCACCCGGUCAACAAGGACGCCGGGCAGGCCACAUGGCAGCAGAUGAUCAGAAGUGCCCGGGCAAGGAACAUCAGGGCCGACUGCGUUCCAACCAAGAGCAACGAGACCAUCUACAUCAUCCACACCUCGGGGACCACCGGCGCACCAAAAGGCGUGCUGAGGGACGCCGGCGGCCACGCCGUCGGACUGCACCUCUCCAUCAGCUACCUCCUCAACAUCCACGGGCCCGGCGAUGUAACCUUCACAGCAUCAGACAUCGGCUGGAUCGUCGGCCACUCGUACAUCAUCUACGCGCCUCUGCUCGCCGGCGCCGCCACCGUCGUCUACGAGGGCAAGCCGAUCGGCACCCCCGACGCAUCCGCCUUCUGGCGCAUCGUCGAGGAAUACAAGGUCAACUCCAUGUUCACGGCGCCAACCGCCCUCCGGGCCAUCAAGCGCGACGACCCGGACAACAAGUUCCUCGCCGAGGUUGGCAAGCGCGGUGGCCUGCGCACCCUGAAGGCCCUGUUCCUCGCUGGCGAGCGUUCAGAGCCGACCAUCAUCUCGAUGUACCAGGAGCUCCUGGAGAAGUACGGAGCGCCGGAUCCUCACGUAAUCGACAACUGGUGGUCGACGGAGUCCGGGUCGCCCAUCACAGCUCGGUCCUUGUCUCCUCACACCGGCAAGCACCGCAAGACAAACAUACGGGAGCACUCCCCGCCGCUUCUCAAGCCCGGAAGCGCAGGAAAGGCCAUGCCGGGCUUCGAUAUCCGCAUCGUCGACGACGACGGCAAGGAACUCCCAAGGGGCGACAUGGGCAACAUUGUCCUCGGCCUACCGCUUCCCCCGACCAGUUUCCGAACCCUCUGGGAGGACGAGGAGAGAUUCUGGCGCAGCUAUCUGAAGAGAUUUAAUGGGAAAUGGAUGGAUACCGGAGACGCUGGCUACAUAGAUGCGGACGGGUAUGUCCAUGUAAUGGCAAGGAACGAUGAUGUCCUCAACGUCAGCGCACAUCGACUGUCGAGUGGUGGUAUCGAGCAAGCUAUUGCUGCUCACCCUCUGGUGGCCGAGGCAUGUGUUGUACCCAUUCCUGAUGCUCUCAAGGGCCAACUCCCCUUUGCCUUCAUCACAUUAUCCACCAGUGAGCACCCCACCGACGCCAUCCCAUCCGCCGAGAUCUCAGCGGAGAUCCAAAGCUUGGUGCGUCGCCAGGUGGGUGCUAUUGCUUCCCUCGGUGGGAUCAUACAGGGCAAGGGCAUGAUCCCCAAGACUCGCUCGGGCAAGAGCCUCCGGAGGGUCCUGAAGGAGCUGGUGGAGAACGGAGUGCAGGGUGACUUUAGCAAGGAGGUGACGGUUCCCAGUACCGUAGAAGAUGCUUCCGUGGUGGACGUGGCACGCGAGAAGAUCAAGGAGUAUUUCGCCCAGAAGGGCGAUCGUCACGCCGAGGUGGAUGGCAUGAUCAAGGCAAAGCUGUAG